Molecule: messenger RNA, 538 nt
Organism: Sitodiplosis mosellana (orange wheat blossom midge)
Lineage: Eukaryota; Metazoa; Arthropoda; Insecta; Diptera; Cecidomyiidae
Exons: 3
Coding region: 65-436 (123 amino acids)
Source: RefSeq, a predicted model, not a curated record
GAUACGGAUCAACAUUUUCUCAUCGGUCGUCUUACUUUCUUGAAAUUAUUCAGUCUCAUUUUACAUGGGCUUCGCAUUCGAUCAAAGUGGACAGCCCAAUAUGAAGCUUGUUAUCACCAUAUCCACUAUUUUGUAUCUCAUCGCAUUAUGUCAAGCAAUGGACAAAUCAAAAGCAGAUGACAUGAAAAAAGUUGCCAAAAAAGCAUUUGAGAUUUACAAAGAGAUUGACGAAUUAAAGGAUGAAGAGGAAAAUAAGCUACUUGAAGCAUUUGAAAAAAGCCCGCUAAAUCAUUAUAUCGAUUCUCAACCUGAAGUGAAUCCAAACGGAAGCGACAAAGACGAAGUCGAAAAUUCAGAAGGCACAAAAACACUCAUGAAAAUUGCUUGGAAAGUGGCAAACAAGAUGAUGAAAAAAGCCAUCAAUGCCAUCACUUAGAUUAUCGAAAAAAAAAACAGCUGUAGAAUGACAAUUCCGACUGAUAUGAUCAGUGAAUGCUUUUCAAGGGUACUUUUCAAUAGAACUGACUUUAGCACAUUG